Molecule: messenger RNA, 1588 nt
Organism: Mesitornis unicolor (brown roatelo)
Lineage: Eukaryota; Metazoa; Chordata; Aves; Mesitornithiformes; Mesitornithidae
Product: complement receptor type 2-like
Exons: 11
Source: RefSeq, a predicted model, not a curated record
AUGGGCAAGGCCCCCGUCGCCACCUGCCUCGCCAACUCCAGCUGGGCGGCCGACCCCAACUUCUGCAUCGGGAAGUCCUGUGGUGUCCCGGAGAUAGUGAAUGGCAACUUUGAUUACACAAGUGACCUCCUCUUUGGGGCGACAAUAACCUACACCUGUAAGGACGGGUACCGAUUAGUUGGGAAGUCGUCUGUACAAUGUGUACUUAAAGGCAAUGAAGUUUCGUGGGAUCACGUUCCAUACUGUGCCAUUAUUUCCUGUUUGCCACCACCUAUGAUCAAGAACGGGCAGCUCCGCAGUGGGGAUGGAGACUUCACCUUUGGUACGGCUGUGACUUACGCAUGUAACGAAGGAUUUGCUCUUAUUGGAGAUGCCACGAUUUCCUGUACAGCGGAUGAGAAACUCGAGGGAGUAUGGAGCGGUCCAGCCCCUGAAUGCAAAGUGGUCAGGUGUGAAAAUCCAGAAGUGAAGAAUGGGAGAAGGUUAUCUGGCUUUGGCACUGGGCACACGUAUAAGAUGACAGUGACCUUUGAGUGCAAUCCUGGCCAUUCAAUGAACGGUAGUAGUGUGGUUACUUGUGAAGCAGACAGUACCUGGAAGCCGCCUCUGCCCACGUGUGACCCAGUCUACUGCGGCCCUGCCCUGCGCUUCCCGUUCGCUGAGUUACUGAAGGCUGUGGGUGACAGCUCUCUCGCUGGAACAAAGCUGCAGUAUCACUGUAAACCGGGUUAUGCUGCAGCAAGUGGGAAGUCCUCUGUCGUCACUUGCCUGAGCGAUGCAACCUGGUCUGCAGACCCAGACUUCUGCAUUAGACAGGUCCCUGAUGUUCUCUGUGAAGACCCCCCCACCAUUGACCAUGGGAUGCACAAUGGCACGAAGGGCACAGCCUUUGUCCAAGGCUCUGUUGUGAUUUAUAAAUGCAAGGAUGGCUUCACCCUUGCUGGAGCAGCCUCUGUUCGCUGCAAAGCAGAUCAUCAGUACCGUGGAGUCUGGAGCAAGCCGACUCCUGAAUGCAAAGGUGCAGCAAACGUGAUCAUUGUUGAUGUGACGUGUCCUCGGCCACCAAACAUCGCCAAUGGGCUGCACAGCGGACAGUCCUCAGAGAAGUUUCCCCUGGGAGCGACUGUGCAUUAUGGCUGCACAGAUGGCUACGAGGUGGUGGGGAAUGUCUCUGUCAACUGCAUGGAGACCGGACUGUGGAGCAGGCCUCUGCCCCGCUGCCAAGCAAUUGGCUGCGAGAUACCCAGGGUGCAGAAUGGGAAGGUCCAUGGGCUGCAGAGCAGCUACAAAGCUGGAGAGACUCUUCUGUUUGGCUGCGAUGCCGGUUACGCUGCAGAGGACACCCAUGAGGCCCAGUGCUGGCCAGGGGGCACCUGGGAUCCACCACAGCUUGUCUGCGUGAGGGUCCGACCGUGCCCCAUGCCUCCAGGAGUCAGCCAUGGAAACCACAACGGCCAGGGCAAAGUGUUUUUCACCACGGGAAUGUCUGUCACGUACACCUGCGAUCCUGGCUACUACCUGGUUGGAAAUGCCGCUGUGUCUUGCAAAGCUUCUGGGAACUGGAGCCAGCCUGGCCCUCGCUGUGAAG